AUGGAAAAACAAUUUAGUCAACUAGCCCAACAUUUCGCCGAAAGACCACAAGGAGCCUUACCGAGUAACACCGAAACAAACCCAAAAGCCCAAGUAAAUGUAAUCAAUCUAAGAAGCCGAAAGGUAGGACCCGAGAUUGAGCCAACCCCACAACAAACCGAUCCAAUCCAUGCUAAAACACCUACCGAUAAUAAUAAAGAAAAUACUCAACCCCAAAACACCAACAUAACUAAACCACCUCCGAUCCCUUACCCCGACUGUUUACUUUGGCAAAAGACCGACGAACAAUUUACUAAGUUCGUGAGCUUGCUUAAACAAGUCUACAUCAAUCUUCCUUUUGUAGAAGUACUCACUCAAAUGCCAAAGUAUUCCAAGUUCAUGAGAGACUUCCUCACUCACAAAAGGAAGAUCAAAACCAUCCAAAAAGUCACACUUAGUGAAGAAUGCUCGGCGGCACUCCUCAACAAGCUCCCCCAAAAGAAGAUUGAUCCCGGAAGUUUCACCAUUCCUUGGUCUAUUGGUGGAUCGCCAAUAAGCAAUGCACUAGCCGACUUGGGGUCUAGCAUUAAUUUAAUGCCAGCUUCUAUGUUCAACCGACUAGGAUUGGGUAAGCCCCAUCCUACAAAGAUGAGCAUACAACUUGCGGAUAGAUCGGUAAAAUACCCUCAAGGUGUCAUAGAGAAUUUAUUGGUACAAGUAGGAGAAUUUAUUUUUCCGGCCGACUUUGUUAUCCUAGACAUGGAAGAAGACACCGAAAUCCCGCUCAUACUAGGACGACCCUUCCUUGUCACCGCACGAGCGAUGGUGGACAUGAUUGACAGAUAA
Helianthus annuus (common sunflower) is the source of this 825-nucleotide messenger RNA. RefSeq lists its product as uncharacterized. Bases 1 to 825 code for a protein of 274 amino acids. Lineage: Eukaryota; Viridiplantae; Streptophyta; Magnoliopsida; Asterales; Asteraceae. The record is from RefSeq and is a predicted model, not a curated record. The transcript has a single exon.